CCCCGUGCACUCUAAAAGCUCCGCCGCCCUCGCCUCCCGCCACUGUGCUGCCGCCAGGCUCCCGUUCCGUUCCGCACCGGCCUCGCCGCCCGCCACCUCCGCCACCAUGCCGAUGUUCGCCAUCCACACCAAUGUCUGCAAGGACGCCGUACCCGAGAGCCUGCUGGGUGACCUCACUCAGCAGCUGGCUAAGGCCACCGGCAAGCCCGCGCAGUACAUAGCUGUGCACAUCAUACCUGAUCAGAUGAUGUCCUUCGGGGGCUCCACUGAUCCCUGCGCGCUCUGCAGCCUUUACAGCAUCGGCAAGAUAGGAGGGCAGCAGAACAAGACUUACACCAAGCUCCUGUGUGAUCUGAUCUCCAAGCACUUGCAUGUAUCUGCAGACAGGGUGUACAUCAACUACUUCGACAUGAACGCUGCCAACGUAGGCUGGAAUGGCUCCACCUUUGCAUAGAGCACCCCCAACACCUGAGGAGGCUGCUCCUGGACCUGCUCUCACCCUGCCCCUUUAGCAGAGACCACGGCACAAAUGGCCCUCUGUUGCAUUUUGUGCACUCUGAGAUCGAUGGCUCCUUGUUAGUGUGUUUAAAUAUUGCUGCUUCAACAUUCCUCUGUUUUCUCUGUGUAGGAAACAAAUAAAGAUUUAGAAGUAA
Molecule: messenger RNA, 653 nt
Organism: Melopsittacus undulatus (budgerigar)
Lineage: Eukaryota; Metazoa; Chordata; Aves; Psittaciformes; Psittaculidae
Gene: MIF
Product: macrophage migration inhibitory factor
Exons: 3
Coding region: 107-454 (115 amino acids)
Molecular function (GO): cytokine activity; phenylpyruvate tautomerase activity
Source: RefSeq, a predicted model, not a curated record